GUAAGAAAUGAAUCAAUAUCCAUUAAAGUACAAUAAGAAUAAAUAUGAAAGAUGUCAAUCGAUAUACCGUCCAAUAAUGCAAUAGAUAUAUUGUCACGACAAUUAUUCACCAAGAUUAAGCCAGUGUGUAUUGAAAUAUCACAAGUUGCAUUAUUACCAACUCCAGCUUUUACUUCUCAAAAGCAGAGAUUAAUCAAUCUUUUGAUAACAUUAAACAAGGCUUUAAAAGACAGUGAAGCUAUAUAUGUGCUACCUAACAACUUGGCGGAUUAUAUAUUCUUCCCACUUUCAAAUAUAUUGAAACAACCUCAAUUAGAUGAUGGUAUUACCCUUCAUAUUUUAGAUGUACUAUCAUUUUUACUUGAUAAAUCAUGGAGAUUUAACUUUCAACCAAAAUUAAUAGAUCAAUUAUAUCCAGUCAUCCUAUAUUUAUCAGGUUCAUCUUUGAGUAGUAUGGCAGGAAGAACAUUUGAAUUCAAGAAGGCAGUCAUAGAUUGUCUUACUUCACUUAUAAAUUGUAUUCCAGAUUCAUACUAUUCUGAUCCCCAAGCUUUGAAUAGACUUCUGUUACUUGGUAAUACUACUUCAGUUAUUUUAGAUACUUUAGAAUCAGAAACUAAUAAGAAUGCGGUAGAAGAUUUGAAUUUAACCAUUCAAUUAAUGACAUUAUUGUCGGAAAUUAUCAAGAAUAAAAUAACGUCAGAACAGACAUCACAAAUAUUUCCCGGUAUUAUAUCCAAGGUGGUUAAUUUCUUUACUUUGAGUAAGAACUUACAUUAUUCAGUGAUUAUACAGUUAUUGCAAUUACUCCAAGACCUUAUAGUUAAAGUCUUUACUGAUGAUGAGUUAAAGGUUGAAUUAUUGAAUAAUGAAGAAGUUACCAAUUUAGAGAAUAUAACCCAAGAAAAAAGUGAAAUAACGAUUUCUGUUACUGGAAAACAUACAUUUCGUACUACUUCUUGGAGAAAUGCAACUUCCAAACAAUUGAAACUAUCUUUGGUGACGCUUUUAAAGACAUUAAUAUUAUCUUCGGCCAAUAAAACAAAAUUUCAAACUAAACCUCAGUUAGUUUUGGCAGUUGAAAACUUUACAGAAGCCAUAUUGAAAACCUGCUUUAUUUCGUUAUUUGAUAUAUUCUUGUCCUUGUCUAUAGAUAUAUAUGCUUGGUUGGUGACAUUAAGUCCUAAAGAUGAAGAGAUUUUACCACUACAGAGAUUUUCAACUAUAUUUUCCAAUAUAUGCAUCAACAACACAAGUCAUGGUAAGCUACUUUCCAGUGAGAUUCAAAACAAAUUAUCAGACUUGAUUAAUACCAAGAUAAGUAUCCUUGUACUUUCAUUCGAUGAAGAUAAAAUCAGUCUGUAUCUAAUCUCGAUGAAGCUCCAUUUUGUUUUACUAUUUGAAAUUUCAAAAAUUCUUCAACCAAAUUUCGAACUUUAUAGAACAUACCAGAUCAAAUUUUUAAAUCUAUUACUGACAACCAUCCUCGACAGAAGUCGCUCGAGUAAAAACCAAAAGCAAGAUAUCAUAACUUCAAGCAACAAACUUGAUAAUGUUGUAUUACCACCACAUAUUAAUUCUAAUAGUCUUGUUAAAUUUAAAGGGGCUGAAGGACAAGUCAGAAACACAGCUUACGCAUCAGAUAUGCAAAUCAUAUCUUCUCAAUGGAAUAAUCAGUCAUCCAUGCUUUUAAAAGAACCGGUUAAAUAUUUCGGAAAAUUCUAUUCAAAAAUGAUAGAAGAUGAUAUAGUAAGCUUGAUUGGACUUUUUGCAACUUUUAAUUCCAAAAUCAUUGAUUUCAGCCAUUUGGACUUUUUGGAAGAGAUAUUAAACAUUCCUGAAUCGGAGAUUUAUGAUAAGGCUUUAAUUUUAUGGGUUGCUAAUAAUUAUACUUCUCAAUUGUCUAGGGUUACCAAGAAUAAUAAUCUUGCGGAUGAUCUUGAUGAGUAUUUGGUAUUAUCAGAUGAUGAAGAUAAUGUGAGUGAUGAAAACACAGAGUCAAUAAAUGAUUUGGAAGAAUUAUCAUACCUUGUAAUGAACAAAUCUCAAGAUUUACUAGGUAUUCUUUCCAAUGAAGAAAUGGUUUCGUACAAUAUUAAGGAUGAUAAUAAAAUUGAAUCUUCAUAUGCUAUUGCGUUAGAUACAAUUGGUAUACUUUCCAAUAAACUUGAUUUGGAUUCCUUUCAGGCAGAUUGUUUGAUUGAUUAUUUAUAUCCUAUGUUGGAAGCACUUACAUUCCAAUCAAGUCCGAUAAUUCAAUCUCAUGCUGCUGCAGCUAUAACUAAAGUUCUUGAAAAUUUUUACAAUAACUCUUUUGAAGCAUUAAUUCUUGAUAAUCAAGAUUAUUUAAUCGAUAGUAUUAGUUUAAGAUUGAGAGUAUCAAGUGAUUUAUCACCUACUUUACCAGGGAUCCUUCUUAUUAUAAUCAAAGUUACUGGAUUAAAACUUCUUGAAACCAAUCAAUUAGCAGAUAUUUUAACAGAAAUGUUCGUUAUUAUAGAUGCUUAUCAUGGUUAUUCGUUAUUAGUGCAGGGAUUUUUCAUUAUUUUUGAAGAAUUAGUCAAACAGAUAAAAGCCAAAUAUGUUGUCAAUGGUAUCAAAGAAGAAACUACAACAAAAUUUUCAUCUCAAAAACCAUGGGGAAUGACUAGCAUGGAAGAGUUAUUGGAAUUAGUCAAUGGAAGCUCAAAAAUCGAUACUGCAAUCAAGUACAAUAGUAACACAGAAUACUUCCAUAGGAAACCAGAUACUCCAUUUGGUGAGCAAGCAGGUGAUUCGGAUGAUGAUGAAGAUGAUGAAGAGCCAGAACAGCAACUAGAAGUUGAAAAACCAUGGAAAUCUCCAGUCCCUCGAUCAAUCUACUUUUUAGUUCAACGAAUUUUCCAAUAUGGUAUGUUGUUAUUAACACAUCAAUCAAGUUCAUUAAAGAUUCAAAUUAUUGAAACUAUGAAGUUGGUAUUCCCUAUAUUAGCAACCGAUUAUAAUUUGACCUUGCCUAUCAUUGCAGAUCUUUGGAGUCUACUUAUAGCUUUGAUUAGUGGAUCAUCCAACUUAUCAAUAUUUAAUAAUCCUGAUAUUGAUCCUGCUAUGGAAAGGUUAAUUGCUCCAUCGCUUGAAUUUGCGAUCGAGAUUAUCAAUCAAGACUAUAAGAGUAGGGAUCUGUUUCUUGCCAAAAGAUUUAUUGAAGCUUGGGAUUUCUUGCUAAGUAAAAGUAAUGGAUUUUCGAAUAGGAGCCAAAAUGAAAAUAGUAAAAAUGUUAAAGAUUUGGUUUUGUUAAAGAGAACAAUCAGUCCUAAACUUGCAAACUUGUAUAGCAAAUUCUUAUUAACAGGUAUCAGGAGUUAUGAAAAAUCAAUAUCGGAUGUUACGAAAUAUAAUAUGAUCACUACUUGUCGGGUAUUUGGAAUACCUAAGGAUAUAGAGUUAAGUAGAGAUGUCAAAAAUAUUUUAUGGGUACUUAAUAGAAAUUAGACAUUCAUGUAUAUAUUAAUAUAUUUAUAUUACAAUUAAAUUU
Messenger RNA from Scheffersomyces coipomensis, 3514 nucleotides. RefSeq lists its product as uncharacterized. Gene Ontology annotation, cellular component: cytoplasm. The coding region runs from base 52 to 3471 and encodes 1139 amino acids. The record is from RefSeq and is a predicted model, not a curated record. NCBI's taxonomy places the organism in Eukaryota, Fungi, Ascomycota, Pichiomycetes, Serinales, Debaryomycetaceae. Gene Ontology annotation, biological process: chromatin remodeling. The transcript has a single exon.